CGCUCCCUCCUCCCUCGGCAGCCGCGGCGGCAGCAGGAGAAGGCGGCGGCGGCGGCGGCGGCUGGGGAUCAGACAUGGCGGCGGAUCUGAACCUGGAGUGGAUCUGCUCGCUGCCCCGAUCCUGGACUUACGGGAUCACCAGGGGCGGCCGAGUCUUCUUCAUCAAUGAGGAGGCGAAGAGCACUACCUGGCUGCACCCGGUCACCGGCGAGGCCGUAGUCACCGGACACCGGCGGCAGAGCACAGAUUUGCCUACUGGCUGGGAAGAAGCAUAUACUUUUGAAGGUGCAAGAUACUAUAUAAAGACAGGAACCAUCCCUGAAGACAACUCAUCAGACAUGAAAGGGACUGGACAGUGGGUAGGAGAGGGAUGCUGAUGAAGACUGAGCUAAUUAUAUCAGGUGGACACUUGAGACUGUGUUGGCAUCUCCUGUCUGGAGGGGGGAUGGGAGGAUAGAGAGAGUUGGAAGCUGGCAAAAUUGUCACGAAAGGAGAGACUGGAAGGGCUGACUCAUCAGGGGGAGAGCAAGUGGGAGUACGGAGUAAGAUGUAUAUAAACUUAUAUGCGACAGACUGACUUGAUUUGUAAACGUUCACUUGAAGCUCAAUAAAAGUUAAUAAAAAAAAAAAGAAUGCUUGCUUUGAGAUAUAGAGAAAGCAGAAAUGAGUUACAGGAACAGUAGUUUCAUGGUGUGGUCCUUUUCUGGAUAUUUUUUGGUUAAGUCUUUUAUUUGAAGAUUGUAUUACUACAUGGUCUAAAAAAAUAAAGACAUGAGUAAAAGUUUAGAGUCCCCAAUUAUUUUUCUAGUGGUUAUUUUCAUUCGGAAUUAAACUGAGUUUGUAUUGCCAUGAGAAAGGGUGUUUUUUUUUUUUUUGGAUGUAGUAUUUAUAUUUCUGAAGAAAGACAAGACAGUGUUUUUCAAUUUAAUUUAUUUAAUUUUUUCCAAUUUAAUUUCAGCUAGUGUACAUUAAACCUAAUUGAUCUUAUAAGAAUAGAAGUGACACUAGAAUUCUCAAUAUUGUUUUAAUUUCUGUCAGUGUGUACAUUCUUAUAUGAAUGUUUGUAUGACAGUAUGAAAUGCUAUUCUGUGUGAGCUGAAUAUGUUUUAAUUUCGAACUGAGCUAUUAGGCUGAAAUUUUGUUUGUUUUACUAGCUAUUUUGAUUAAAUUUUCCUUUAUGUCAACUUAAGCAAAUCAAAAUUUUAUUUGAGUGCCAUGCCUAAGUAAGUUUCUCAGGAAAAUCAGGACAAUAUUAAGAAAAAUGUAAUAAAUUUACUUUAAUUCUGAAAACAUAGCCAUCAUUUUUAAACUUGUGGGUUUUUGUUAUAUCUAUUAAUCUAUAGCCAGUAAUCACAUCGAAACAGUUGUAAUCAGUGGUUUAUAUUAUGAAAGUAAUUUGUUAUAAAAUUGAGCGUAUUAUAGAAAUGUAGACUUCUUUUAAGUAAACUAACCAUUGACAACUAUAUGAUUUCCUGAAUGUUAGGUGUACUGCUUUUCCUUUCUGGAUUGUGUCAGAAAACUAAUUUUUUUCAAGAUUAGCUAAAUCCCUAUGUGGACUAUAAUUUCCUAGAAAGUUUUUACUUGUAUUCUUAUGAGAAGUAAGUGAUGCUUUAUCAUUCUAAUAUGAUAUGGACACUACUUUUAUCUUGAACUUUACUAUUUACAAAGUGCUUUCACAUAUAUUACCACGUCUGAAUCUCAUUUUAAUCAUGGGAAGUAGUCAGAAUUAUUAUUUCCAUUGUCAUACCACAUAAUAAAACAACAGUGACAUGCCAUUGAAACUUAACAGUCUGCAAAGACAGCAAGAUGAAAAACAGCAGGAACGUGAACUAUCUUUAGAAUAUUCGGAGUAGAAGGAAAGAUAGGAGUCUGAGGUAGGGAAAUGAUUACGGUUGGUGAAUACGUUUCGUCAUUAUUCUUUCUUAGAUGAAGAAAGGUUAUUGAUAAAGUUAUAAGAAAGGGAGGUAAUCUAGUGAGCAGGGUGGAUUUUGUUCACAUGGGAAGAGGCAAGAUGGAAAGGGCAAUAAAAACCACCACCCGUUGGCCCUCCUGCUGUUCCUCAUCCUGUGUUCCCACGAGGCCCCCAUAGCAAGAAGGGAGACCCAAAGAACUUGAGUUGCUUCUGCUUCUUUGUUCUCAAGUGAAGUACAUUUAACUCUCGAAUUAUUUCUCUCUUGAACAAAUGCUGGUUGUUGUUUAAAAUGGCACAUUACCAGAAGAAUUUGACUUUGGGUAAUAUUUUGGUAUUGACAGUUGCAUCUUUGUGGGUAGUAUGAGGGAAAGAGGAGAGCUGGGCUGUGAUCUUGACUUUGGAGCUUAGUCUUCACAUGUUUAAAUUAGGCUGGCUGAAAAAGGCAACUAGUAAAUUUCAUUCCAUUUCUAAAUUUCUCUGAGUCUUAUACUGUUCUGAGAAUCUACAGUAUUCUACAAAAUAAUAAACUCACAAUGCUAAGAAGAGAGGACAUGGGAAAUAUGGAAAGCUGCUUAGCUUUGGUAUCCCGCAUAGCUAUUUUAUUCUCUCCUUUUAAGCUUUGUAUGGACAGCCAUAUCAUCUCCCAGAUAAGUGUAGACGUAUGUAGUGCCAUAGUUGGAUUUGCUUUCUUUCUUUCUAUUUGCUGCUUUUUCUGCUUACAUUUCCUUGUGGAGCAUUUGUAUACAUAAUCUUCCUCCCUGCAGAACUACAUGGAAGCAGAUAUAGUGCUACUGUCAACAAAAGAACCUGAUCAGAGUGAGUUGUACAGAAGACUUGAGUUGGACAAUCAGUUUAUUUGAUAUACUUUUUUGAAAUAAGUUCUUUAAUAAAAGUUUAGUUAGGUAACAGAAUAUAUAAUAUAUAGACAGUAUUUUACUUUACAUCAGCUUGGCCCCAAAAACUAUAUCUGAAAAUUAAUGCCUUAUAUAAAAGGUAAAUAUUUAAUACUUUAAUUUUUUUCUGAGAAAAGUAGUUUUUCUGUGUACUUUAAGCUAGCCAGCCUGUAAAUUAUUUUAUUACCUGUGUGUGUAUCCAUACAUACACACAGAGUUUGAGUUUGAUUAUUUAGUUCCUAUAUUUUAAAAAAUUAAUUCAUGCUAUUUAUCUUUGUGAAGAAUACUGAAAAUUUAUUAGUUAAUUUUUAUAACUUAGGAAGUAUAGCUUUACAUAGUCCAUAUUCUUGCUAGAAAUCAAGUAAUGUAACCUAUCAAGUAUAGAAGAUAAUCAUCUAUAUUUGAAACUUAAAAAGCUUUCUGCUUACUCCUUGAAAAUGCCCUUAAUGACUCUGUAAUGACAGGUCAUGGCAGCUUACAACGGAUGUGUCACUGACAAUCCCUUUGUGCCUCAAAGCUUUAAAAAAAAAAAAAGCUUUAGGAUGGUAAAAAUCAAAGUGCCGAGUAAAUCUUAAAACAGUGUUGCCUGAAUAGUGAGAAACUUUGUUCUGAUUAUUUAAAGGUCAUUUAUUGUCUAGUGUGGCAGGAUUGGGGAUCAGAAAUAUUUUUGAAGGAUAAUAAAAUAGUAUGUAAAUUUUGUGAGGCUAUCUUUUCAUAUUGCUUUUUCUUAAAAUUUUAAGUUCUGAAAAUUGAACUUUUUCUGAGAUAUGCAAAUUGAAGAGUGUUUGAUUUUAGCUAAUGAGGUUUCAUUUCAUAUCUGUGAUAGCUGGAUCUAAUGUGUGCUGAGAAUUUCAAACUGUCCUACAACUAGGGGAGUUCUAGUAUGGAACAGCUGUUUAAGGCUGCAAGUGAGAAAAAAAUAUCUGUUUCUUUGGAGAUUAUCACAAUUUGAAAUACGAGCGAAGAUGGGGAACCUAACACAACUGCCAUAAGAAUGUUAAAAUAAAUUACUAUGUAUUCGAUAGUUAAAAUUGUUUGGUGCUUUAAUGCUAUAAUAUAAUCAGAUUUUGAUUACUGGAGCAAUAUCAUGCUUCAGAGCAAUUUGUGGAUGCUGUGUUUUUUAACAUUAAUGACAGAAGCGUUUCGGACUGUACUAUAUAAAAAGCACUUUAUGCUAAUUCGUUAGGUCCAACACAACUAUGAACUGUGGUCUGAACCUCAAAGAGUUUAUAAUAUAGAAAAAAGCAUACAGUGUGUUGCAAGGGGGACAUGGUGUUGGGAAUGUGGACUUACUAAGUGCUAGGGGACACUUUGGUGUAUUAAACUCAUUUGAUUCUCGUAACAGCUCUUUCCCAUUAUCUUUUUUCUUUUUCUUGGUCUUCCUCUUUCUAUACCUAAAGAUACAAGGCAGUAUAAGCAGCCUUACAGUAUGUGUCCUUUCAUAAGUUGGUUGCUUGGGACUAGAGAUGUAUUAUUUCAUAGAAACAAGUACAGUGAUUAGGCUGAUAGGCCAAACCAUAUACAAAAGAUUGUUUAACUCCCCAAAAUCUGUUUUCUAGUCUUAUAUUAAUAGGGUCUUGGAACUCAGCCAUUCUUUUACAUCUACUCAGGAGUGCCUGGUAUAUGCCAGGUAGUGUACUCAGUGCUUGGGGAUUCAAUGGAGACCACACAACAGGGGCCCUGCUCUCCUGGAGCCUAUAACCUGGUAGAGAAACAGACAUUGAACAGAAAAUGGGACAAACAUGUAAUUUAAAAAUGGAAUCUUCAUAAAGGAAAAUUACACCUUGCUGUGACAUUAUGAAGGUUUACUGUCUUAAUCACCUAGUACUGCUAUAACAGAAAUGCCACAAGUGGAUCGCUUUAACAAAGAGAGAUUUAUUCUCUCACAGUCCAGCAGGCUACAAGUCCAAACUAAGGGCAUCAGCUCCAGGGGAAAGCCUUCUCUCUCUGUCGGCUCUCGAGGAAGGUUCUUGUCAUCAUUCGUCCCCAGGUCGAGUUGCUUCUCAGGCAUAGGGACCCCAGGUCCAAAGGACAUGCUCUGUUCCUGGUAGUGUUUUCUUGGUGGUAUGAGGUCCCCCAUUCUCUACUUGCUUCCCUUUCCUUAUAUCUCUUGUAAGAUAAAAGGUGAUGCAGGCCACACCCCAGGGAAACUCCCUUUACAUUGGAUCAGAGAUGCGACCUGAGCAAGGGUAUUACAUCCCACCCUAAUCCUCUUUAACCACAGGCAUAGAUUAUGAUUUAUAACACGUAGGAAAAUCACAAAAUAGAGGACAACCACACAAUACUGGGGAUCAUGGCCUAACCAAGUUGACUCAUUUUUGGGGGACACAGUUCAAUCCAUGAGAUUUACUAUAAAUCAGUGUUUUAGUGCGUUUAGAGUUUUAAGGUUGGGGUGCCAGAACUAUAUAUGUAUCCAGGAUGUCCAACCACAGUGGAUUUUGUUGUGAAAUCCCACUGCCCUUCUCUUUAGCCCUGAGACCACUACUCAGAACUGGUGUACUCUGCUUGCAAUUUCCACUGUAUAGCUUAAUGUCUGGCGUCUAGUCAGCCUCUAAAUAAAUGACGUCUAUGAUGAUGACCAGGAGCCCUGAUGGUACAGUGGUUAAGUGCUCAGCUGCUAACUAAAAAGGUAGGUGGUUUGAACCCACUAGCUGCCCUGCAGGAGAAAGAUGUGACAGUCUGCUUACAUAAAGGUUACAGCCCUGGAAACCUUACGGGGCAGUUCUAUUCUGUCCUGUAGGGCCACUGUAAGUCAGAAUCAACUUGACAGCAAGGGUUUUUGUUUUUUUUUUAAUGAUGAUGAUGAUGGCUCUUUUAAGGAAUUAAUCAGGAUAGAACAAAAGGAAUAUAACAAGUGGUUAUAUUUGGAGAUUCUUCUCUGGAUUUCUCAAAUGAUUUUUUUUCCCCUAAUCUGGAUGGACCCCUUUGUUUGUUUCUUAUUCUGAGAAUUGUUGUAUGUUUAGGAAGCCGGGUGGGGUGGUGGGAGGGGGUGGGAAGGAAAGGAAGAGUAGAAAGACAAAAAAGCUCUGAAGACUGGCCUAUUGUAAACACCCCUUGCUACCUUCUUCUGACCUGUGGAAGUCAAAGCCUACUGAAAGUAAAAGGGUUUUCUAGCAUAUGCUAACAAAUACUUUUCUCCUGUGACCUUUUCACUUUUAUAUAACAGAUCUGCAUAAGCUGAGGCUGAUGGUGAAAAGUUAUAUGUAUAUGUGUUUGUAUAAGUUGGGGUUAAUGGUAUGAAAAGUGAUGCUAGUUAUUUACAUCAGAAGUGGCAAAUUAAAAUUAGGCUGUGCCUUUCUGGAAGAGGUAGGAGUUGGGCUGGGCCUGGGGGGAUGGAUGGGAUUUGGACGAGUGGAUAUGAAUGACUGGUAGGAUAAAUCCAUGGGUGUGGGAACAUGUAUAAUGUGUGUGGUGAUAACUACCUGCUGGUAAGUGAUGUUAAUUUAGAGAAUACUGGGGUAACGGUGGAAACCCUGGUGGCGUAGCAGUUAAGUGCUACAGCUGCUAACCAAAAGGUCAGCAGUUCGAAUCCACCAGGCGCUCUGUGAAACUCUGUGGAGCAGUUCCACUCUGUUCUGUAGGGUCACUAUGAGUCAGAAUCAACUCGAAGAGGCAAUGGGUUUUGGUUGGGAUAAUGGGAGGUAAAACUAGGAGUGCUGUUUGGAGCCAUAUUGUGCCUAGGCUUCAGAUUUCAGACUGAGGCUUUUAUUUUUUAGCCAAGCCAUUGCAAAUGUUUGUUGGUAUAGCAUUAAUAACUAAAGUAAAGGUGUUUAGGGGGAUUUUAACAUAGGCAGCAUGAAUGAGGGAGACCAAUCCUUAGUCUGCUGCCAUAAUCUGGGAGUUAGUUGCUUGAACUGAGUUAGCUGGUGGCAGCAGAAAUGAAAGGAAGGACGACAUUAAUCAAAGGUAUUAAAGAGGAGUUGACAGGCCUUAGGAGUCUUGUUGAGCUAGGAGGCUGACAGAGAAAAAGAGGUCAAAAGCUACUCAAAGCUUUUGUAUCUGAGUAGCCACAAGAAGGAGGGUAUCCUUGACUGAAUGGGGAGUAGGUGGUGGGAGCCCUAGGUGGAGGUGCUGAUGAUGGUUUGGUUUUUGAGCUGCUUGAGAGGACCUGGCGUUUUAGAUUGCAAAAAUCUGACUUUAACAAAGGACGCCCACCUUUAUCUUCUACUCCUCCACAUCAGUAAGCAGACUCAACCCUUCUUAUUUUCUCCUCUUAAAGAAAAAUUUUAUCUCAGUACCUAAAGACCAUUUACCUGUAUGUAGGUGCAGACUGGGAAUUUCAUAUUCAUUCAACAAAUACUUGCCAUUUACUGUUUGCCAAGCAUUUUAGAUUUUAUGAACGAAACAGAUGUGGGCCCUGCUCUUAAGGGGUUUGUAGUUGAAUUAGUUGGAGAGACGAUAAUAAAAUAAUCGCACAAAUAAUUACAUACUGUGAUGAAUGCUAUGCAGUGUACAUCUCUUUUUUUUUUAAAUAAUUUUUAUUGUGCUUUAAGUGGAAGUUUACAAAUCAAGUCAGUCUCUCACACAAAAACCCAUAUACACCUUGCUACACAUUCACAAUUGCUUUCUCCCUAGUGAGACAGCCCAUUCUCUCCCUCCACUCUCUCUUUUCGUGUCCAUUUCUCCAGCUUUUAAGCCCCUCCCCCCUCUCAUCUACCCUCCAGGCAGGAGAUGCCAACACAGUCUCAAGUGUCCACCUGAUCCAAGAAGCUCACUCCUCACCAGCAUCCCUCUCUAAUCCAUUGUCCAGUCCAAUCCAUGUCUGAAGAGUUGGCUUUGGGAAUGGUUCCUAUCCGGGGCCAACAGAAGGUCUGGGGGCCAUGACCACUGGGGUCCUUCUAGUCUCAGUCAGACCAUUAAGUCUGGUCUUAUAAGAAUUUGGGGUGUGCAUCCCACUGGUCUCCUGCUCCCUCAGGGGUUCUCUGUUGUGUUCCUUGUCAGGGCAGUCAUUGGUUGUAGCCGGGCACCAUCUUGUUCUUCUGGUCCCAGGAUGAUGUAGUCUCUGGUUCAUGUGGCCCUUUCUGUCUCUUGGGCUCAUAAUCGCCUUGCAUCCUUGGUGUUCUUCCUUUUCCUUUGAUCCAGGUGGGUUGAGACCGAUUGAUCCAUUUUAGAUGGCUGCUUGCUAGCAUUUAAGACCCCAGAUUGCACACUUCAAAAUGGGAUGCAGAAUGUUUUCUUAAUAGAUUUUAUUAGGCAGAUUGACUUAGAUGUCCCCUGAAACCAUGGUCCCCAGACCCCUGCCCCUGCUACGUUGGCCUGCGAAGCAUCCAGUUUAUUCAGGAAACUUACUUGCUUUUGCUUUAGUCCAACUGUGCUGACCUCCCCUGUAUUGUGUGCUGUCUUUCCCUUCACCUAAAGCAGUUCUUAUCUACUAUCUAAUUAGUGAAUGCCCCUCUCCCACCCCGCCUCCCUCCCCCCUCUCGUAACCACGAAAGAAUGUUUUUUUCUCAGUUUAAACUAUUUCUCAAGUUCUUAUAAUAGUGGUCUCAUACAAUAUUUGUCCAUUUGCAACUGACUCAUUUGACUCAGCAUAAUGCCUUCCAGGUUCCUCCAUGUUAUGAAGUGUUUCCCAGAUUCCUCACUGUUCUUUAUUGAUGCGUACUAUUCCAUUGUGUGAAUAUACCAUAAUUUAUUUAUCCCUUGAUCUGUUGAUGGACACCUUGGUUGCUUCCAUCUUUUUGCUAUCGUAAACAGUGCUGCAAUGAACAUGGGUGUGCGUAUAUCUGUUCGUGUAAAGGCUCUUAUUUCUCUAGGAUAUAUUCCAAGGAGUGGUAUUGCUGGAUCGUACGGUAGUUCUAUUUCUAGCUUUUUAAGGAAGCGCCAAAUCGAUUUCCAAAGUGGUUGUACCAUUUUACAUUCCCACCAGCAGUGUAUAAGUGUUCCAGUCUCUCCACAGCCUCUCUAACAUUUAUUGUGCUUUUUGGAUUAAUGCCAGCCUUGUUGGAGUGAGAUGAAAUCUCAUGGUAGUUGUGAUCUGCAUUUCUCUAAUGGUUAAUGAUUGUGAACAUUUCCUCAUAUAUCUGUUAGCUACCUGAAUGUCUUCUUUAGUGAAGUGUCUGUUCAUAUCUUUUGCCCAUUUUUUAAUUGGGUUAUUUGCCUUUUUGCAGUUGAGUUUUUGCAGUAUCAUGUAGAUUUUAGAGAUCAGGUGCUGAUCGGAAAUGUCGUAGCUAAAAACUUUUUCCCAGCCUGUAGGUAGUCUUUUUACUCUUUUGGUGAAGUCUUUGGAUGAGCAUAGGUGUUUGAUUUUUAGGAGCUCCCAGUUAUCUAGUUUUUCUUCUACAUUCUUUAUAAUGUUUUGUAUACUGUUUAUGCCAUGUGUUAGGGCUCAGUAUACAUCUUUUUUGACUACAUAUGUUGUGAAGCCUAGGAAGAGUCUUUCUCACAAACAUUAGGUAAGAGAAAUAAGCCUGCCUCUGAAAGUUAAGCUCAGAAACCUCCACAGAGUGGAUCAGAAUAGAGAAUUGCAAAGUCACCUGGAAGGUGAAUAAAUACCAUUCUGGCCUUGAGACUGGACCAAAACCGGAGUGAUGUUGACAUAUCUAAAGAAAGAUUCAGGAGUUGGGGUUGGUGUGGAUGGAAAUAUAGGAAAAGGAGAAAGACUGCAGCAGAAGCUGGCAGUGUCCAUAAAGCACCAUCUGAUAGAGAGAGAAGCUCAGCCACCUGACUUUGAUUAUUAUUUCAGUCUCAGCAGCAGGGUCUUCCAAUAAUUUAUUCACACAUUCAUUCUUCCUUUCAAUUUUAUUCAGUAUAUUUUGAACUCAUAUGCCUCAAUGCCUAGGAUACAUCAGUAAACAAAAAAGACCCAAAAACCCUCUCCUUCUGAGGAGUGAGGGAGAGAAUGUCAAAAAACUAAACAUAAUAAGUAAAUUUUGUAGUACAUAAGAAGAUAUAAGUGCUAUGAGAAAAAAAAAAAAUGGAGCAGGAGUGGAGGACCAUGAAAGAAGUGAUUUGCAGUUUUUAAUAGGUGGCUAGGAUAGGUGUCAUUGACUUGAGCAAAGACUUGAAGGCUGUGAGGGCUUUGGCAGUGUGGCUACCUGGAGAUGAGCAUGCCAGACCAAAGCAACAGCCAGCACUAAGGUUCUGUGGAAGUGCAGGUGGGGUGUUUGAGGAAUAAGAGUAAGUGUGGGAGAAAAAGGUGGUGAAAUCAGAGAAGUAGCAGGGCUAGACUGGAGGAUGUAAGGACGUUGGCUGUUAGUCAGGGAGAAAUGGAGCGGCAUUGCAGAGAUGAGCAGAGGACAUGAUCUAACUUCACUCCCUGAAAGGGUCACUCUAGCUGCUGUUUCAAGACCAGAUUGUAGGGAGCCAAUGGAGCCCCACCCUCCUGCCCGCCGCCACCAGACUAGGUUCUGUUCACCAUCAGACUAGACUCUCUCCUUAUAUUUCUCCUUAGCACUUAACAGGAUUAUGAUUAAAUAUUUAAUUGUAUAAUUACCUUAUUUCUUUCUAAGCUGCUGGUGAUUAUAAGUUACACCAUUGAUUUAAUUUAAUAACAGCUUGUCAGCAGAGAAAAAAGAGAGACAUGACCAUAUUAAAUAAACCUCUUGAUCCUUAUUUCAGAAACAUCAAUAUAUUUAAAAAAUACAUGUUAGAAUCAAAGACACAUUUGUUUAAUACCUAUUACCCCACGCUCUAGUUGGUAGGGAAGCUUCAUGAAAAGCUGUCUUGCUUGGUGCUGUGUGUUUUUUUCCUCAGCCUGAGUAUUUCUCAUACUAGAUACUCAGUAGUUAUUUGUUGAUUGAGUGAAUUUUGCUGGAUGACAGUAAAAAUUCCAUGCUAUUUCAAAACCUUAUAAUUUGACUGUUCGUGAAAUUUAAAUUUAAAUAUUCUGUAUGUGACAUUUGCCUAUCAGUAUAAAUUAGUAAAUCACCUGUUUGUUGAGUUUGGUUGUCAUGAUUCCACUCAAAGAGAGACAGGAUGUGCUCAGAGACUGAUUGUACGGCCUGAUCCCGUGAUAAGGCCAAGAUAAUGUAAGGCCCUGUGAAGCCUCUUGGCAGACAACUCAUCAGCCUCUCCUGACAUCAAGACCUUGCCAUGACCAUCCCAUUUCCAUUUAGAAACUUUCACAGUUCAAACUUGAGCUGAACCAAAGGUAUUGUGAUUUCAGGAGAAUAAGUAGAUAUUACUGAAGUCUACUAUUAUGAAUAGUAUGGAUGAGGUGAGUGUAGACCAGAUCUUAGAAUACUGAAAUUGGCGGAUCUGUUACAAACCUGAGAGAAGUAGAAACGGCCCUCAUGAGAUGCAGAUGAUGCAUCAUUGACUACUUAGAUGCUUCUGGGCUCUUAGCUCUCUAAGGACAGGGACAGUCUCAUAAUGAGCCCAGUGCUUCAAACAUGAUAGGUAUUCAUUGGACAUUUUAAAUCAGGAUUUAGAAUAGAUCGUAAGAAAAAACCAAAGACCAUACCAGUUGCUGUGGAGUUGAUUCUGACUCAUGGUGAGCCCCUAUGUGUCAGAGUAGAAAUGUGCUCCAUAGAGUUUUCAAUGGCUGAUCUUUUGGAAGUGAAUUGCUAGGCCUCUGGGUGGACUCGAACCUCCGAACUUUCUUUAAACAGCUGAGCAGGCUAACCAUGUGCACUACCCAGGGACUCCAUUGUAAGAAAAGCAAGUUCCUUUAUCCAAAUCUAAACAUUCCAGAGCUCUUUUCUGCUUCUUUUCUGUCAUCUUAGUCAGGAUUCUUAUUGUUGCAAGUGUCAGUGGCCCAAAGCCAAUCAGUGUAAGCAAAAGGGGGGCUUUGUUUUUCACAUUAAUUUCACAGUGAUGCACAGGAAUUCUUUAGUACUUUUCCUUGCCUGCCCUCUUUUAAUAUAGAAGGCUUCUCUCCACUAUAUACACCAGAAAAAUGGUUACCUGCAGCCUUUUUAACCCAAAAGGUAAGGUACCUUGUCUAGUUCCAAAAAACUCUUUGACAAGGACUUUGACCAGCUUGGAUCACAUGUCCGUUGCAGGAGCAGACACUGUCCAGCUAGUCUGUAGUCACUGCCUCACCUUGUGGCUGGAGCCAAGAUGCUAUUAUUGACAAGCCCUCCAGAAACAACGUGAUUAGAGAGGAAGACGCAGUUCACCGCAGGAAGUCAGAGUGCCAGAAAGACUAAAACAUCAGCGGUCUACCGCUGUUCCCUUACAAUAGAGUGCAAAGUGCCUAAAGGUCAAAAAAAAAAAAAAAAAAAAUUUGGCAUACAGUAAAUUGGGUAUCUGUAAACUGAGAAAAAAAAGUGAUGGUACCAGUGAUGUUAGGGAAGCUUUUUGCUUUAUAUCGCAGAGCGGGUAGUUGAAGGUAUGUAGGGUAGGUAGGAGAUGGUUCACACCUGGACCUGGGAGAAUGAAGAGCAAGUGUUGAGCUCAGUUAGUGAUCUGAGGAAGAAACAGUAGAAACCAAUCCUAGACUGGCUGUUGUGAGCAAGGGAAACUGAGGAAACCAACUUCAUUCCGUUUAGCCCAGAUGGCAGUAGAACUUCACUGUAAGAGAAUCCCACCCUGCUGUGGUAGUCCGAGGAUUCCCUGGGCCCUUCUGAAGUUAGUGACCACUGCAGAGAAUGCUGCCCAAACAGUAUCAGUGCUUGAGCCAUCUUCCCAAAGGCUACUUGCUGUAAUACUUUACAGGGGGUGCGUAUGUGUGUGUUUUCUAUCCCCUCCAAAUAACUUGGAUUCUUGAUACCCAGAUCUCCUUGAAUAAGGAGCCCUGGUGGUGCAACGGCUAAAUGCUCGGCUUCUAUC
Molecule: messenger RNA, 12516 nt
Organism: Loxodonta africana (African savanna elephant)
Lineage: Eukaryota; Metazoa; Chordata; Mammalia; Proboscidea; Elephantidae
Gene: PLEKHA5
Product: pleckstrin homology domain containing A5
Exons: 4
Coding region: 75-377 (100 amino acids)
Biological process (GO): hippo signaling; positive regulation of transcription by RNA polymerase II
Cellular component (GO): nucleus; cytosol; cytoplasm
Molecular function (GO): phosphatidylinositol-5-phosphate binding; phosphatidylinositol-3-phosphate binding; phosphatidylinositol-4-phosphate binding
Source: RefSeq, a predicted model, not a curated record